Colletotrichum truncatum is the source of this 2001-nucleotide messenger RNA. Lineage: Eukaryota; Fungi; Ascomycota; Sordariomycetes; Glomerellales; Glomerellaceae. The record is from RefSeq and is a predicted model, not a curated record.
AUGAUCGCCGGCACUCUUGGCCCCGUUGCAUCGGCCUUCAGUAUAUGUGCCCUCGUCCGGCCAUGGCGCCAACAUUUCCCGCCGGGCACCGAUAUCAAUGCGGCCGCCUUCAUCCCGGAUCCAAAAUGGCUCAUCAUCGUCAAUGCCAUCCAGCUUGCCAUAGCCAUCAUCUCCAACAUAUUUCUCCUCCUUAACAUGGCCCGCCGAGUCCGCUUCUCCCUUGCACAACCCAUAACCAUUGUGGGGUGGUACAUCUCCGCCAUUUGCCUUAUCGCCCUCAACGCCACAGCUACUGGACCCCUGGUGAUCGAGCCUCGUGAAGAGUACAUCAAUUCCCAGGCAUUCUACUACGGCAUGUUUGCCGCCAUUCUCUACUUUGUCACCGCCUCGCUCAUGGUCGUCACUGUCUAUGGCGCUUACACUCGCCACUACGCAAAGGACUUUCAACUCACCACCGCCCAGCGCACUCUCAUGCUGCAGACCAUCCUCUUUCUCCUGUACCUUCUUCUCGGCGCCUUAGUGUUCUCCACCAUCGAAGGCUGGACCUAUCUUGACGCUGUGUACUGGGCCGACGUCACGCUCUUUACUGUUGGCUUCGGCGAUUUUGCAGCCGCUUCACCACUAGGCCGUGCCUUACUCAUCCCAUAUGCGCUCAUCGGAGUCAUCAGUCUCGGUCUAGUGGUCGGCUCCAUACGUAGCUUAGUCCUUGAACGCGGUCGCCGACGACUGGACGCCCGCAUGGUCGAGAAGAAACGUCGGCAACUCAUCCGCACAAUGACCCGGAAAGGCAAGGACGACAUUCUAAAGCCUAUCCAUUCAAAUGAAGAGGCAUCCCCUGACAGCUCCCCCUUGCCGACAACCGAAUUCGAGCGCCGGCAGGAGGAGUUCAAUCUGAUGCGCGAAAUCCAGGACUCCGCCUCUGUCCGUCGUCGCUGGUUGGCCAUGUCCAUAUCUUUUUCUUCCUGGCUCGUCCUCUGGCUUGUAGGUGCCAAGGUCUUCCAGGAAUGCGAGCGCCCAUAUCAGAACUGGUCUUACUUCGAGGGCUUCUACUUUGCGUUCGUGACUCUUACAACCAUCGGUUAUGGUGACCGUACGCCUGUAUCCAAUCCGGGCAAGGCGUUCUUCGUGUUUUGGUCCCUGCUUGCUUUGCCAACAAUGACAGUCAUGAUUUCCAAUGCGGGUGACACUGUAGUGAAGGCUGUUCGCGAUGCCACUCUAGAGCUCGGAAACAUCACGAUUCUGCCAGGCGAGCGUGGAUUCCGCAAGGACUUUGUGUCUAUUCUCAAUCGAUGGACCUGCGGCGUGGUUUUCAAACGAUUAAAAGACAGCGAGGAUGACGAGCUACCACCAGGCUUUCUCGGGAACGCCCACCGGCUGAGAGAAGGCAGUUCAGGAGAAGAAGACGAUACCGACGCUUAUUCAUCCGCCCCUGAUCCCUCCUUCGUCCCUGACCAGGAACGAUCUCGUAGCAUGGGACCUACACCCGAAAAGCCCCGACAACGACGCCGGUCCCGCGUUCGUGACCCGACUGCUGCCCUCCCUACCUCACGUGCAGAUUACCACUACCUUCUCAUCUCCGAAAUCGCCGCCGUCCGCCAACACGCUAAACAAAAGCCGCCCCGCAGGUACUCCUUUGCUGAGUGGGCAUGGUAUCUAAAACUGAUAGGUGAAGACGAGAGUAGCUCUGCGACUCACCGCAAGGCCCGCCCGCACAUUCAUUCGAAGAAGAAGAGCAAGCGCAAGAGGCUGAACGGAGGUGACGGAGACAAUGACGCGGAGUGCCCCGACGAGGACAAAUGGUCUUGGGUAGGCUCGCAAUCGCCGCUGAUGGGUAGUCUAGACGAAUCCGAAUGGAUACUGGAAAAAUUGACGGAUAAGUUGCGAGAUGAGCUCGACGUAGUUCGUGGCGAGGACCUGGAGAGGAGGGAAACCCCAGAGAGAAACCGAGAUCUAGAGGAGGAGAGGAAGGGGAUGGAUGAGGCCAAGGAGUCUAGCAAAUGA